Caenorhabditis elegans is the source of this 1196-nucleotide messenger RNA. It is a transcript of the gene H06A10.1, whose product is annotated as DM13 domain-containing protein. The record is from RefSeq and is marked reviewed. The transcript is spliced from 7 exons. NCBI's taxonomy places the organism in Eukaryota, Metazoa, Nematoda, Chromadorea, Rhabditida, Rhabditidae. Bases 180 to 1055 code for a protein of 291 amino acids.
UCGACAAAUGAUGUAGCUGUUUAGGGUUAAAGCAGAGAAGUAAAACUUGACCAGUUUUUGGCCAUAUAGGUCAGAAAAGCAACGCUUUUUCUUUUAUUUCCUUUGAAGCAAAAGACCAAUAGUUAUCAUUCUAUUCAACAUUAUAUCCAGAUAACUUACUUGAUUUUCUCUCUAUUGACAUGCGGAACAGCGAAUUUUUUCUUAUAUUCAUAAUAUCAUAUUCAGGAGUCAUACGUGCCAUUGAGUACAACGGAGUUUCUUUGGGCGAGUUCAGUGAGAGUGACGUGGAAGGAGAAGUUUUUCUUGUCAACUCAACACAUUUACAAAUUGUUAACUUUAGGACUACAAAAACAAAUCUUCCUCCAAUUCCAUUUGCUUUUAUAUCAUCAAACAAUCAAAAAAGUACUCCAAAAAUCUACCGCCAUUUUUCAUCUCAAAACGGCGAAUGGCUCUCAAAACUGGUGUCAUUGAGUCACGAGCAGCACCAAAUAGACACGCGGCUAAUUGUCAAAAUGACGGGCUCAGCUGCGCAAUGGAAGCAAUUUGCAGUUGUUGAUUCAAAUGGGAAUACAUUGGCAUCUGUAAACAUGAACCAAAAACCAUCAGCACCAUUUUGUUGUUUUGAAAGUGAAGCGGAUAUGGGGUUGUUCGGAGAGUACGGAAUUAUUUCGGACCCCAUAGAAGUGAUCGACUCCAGGACACUAAAAAUUCCAAAGUUUUCAUAUAAAGCAUCGCAAACACCAGACGGAUACUUCUUUGCCGGAGCCGGAUCAGAAAUUGAUCAAAAAUCUGGGAAGAAAGCUGCUAUUCUGCGAAGUGAUCAAACCCUCAAUUAUUGCCCUAUGCUGAAAGAUAUUACCGAUCAGGAUAUAAUUAUACGCUUAGACCAGAGCCAAACAAUUUACGACAUUGAAUGGAUUAGUGUAUUUUGCUACAAGUAUUCACACGACUUUGGCCACUUGGAUAUGGGACUUGUUGAGAAUGAAGAACAGGUUCCACCUUAUAUUCCGGAUAUUAGCAUUUCAGAACCACAUGUAAUAUCCCAAAACUGCUAAAUGUAUCUUUAAUGUUUCUUUAUGUAACUUGAUAUGUUUUAAAUUGUAAAUGUGUUUUGAAAAUGCUCUAAAUUUAUUGGCAAGACAAAUGAAGUCAAUUGCAAAGUAAUGGUAAUAAUAAUAAAUGGAAUUAACGCCGUG